Molecule: messenger RNA, 2784 nt
Organism: Aureobasidium vineae
Lineage: Eukaryota; Fungi; Ascomycota; Dothideomycetes; Dothideales; Saccotheciaceae
Source: the annotation of a GenBank genome assembly
AUGCCCUCCAGAAUCGAUUUCACUGAGAUCAGUUUCAACUUUCCCAAGGACCACCCCCGUCUUUCAAGGAUGUGGAAAGUGCGAGACACUCUGUACCGCUCAAAGAUCACACAAAAGGUUAUCAACUUCAAGUAUGAAGGCAAGGAAGUUCCUCCUCUUGGAACAGUCAUCGACGAGGAUAACCCACCUCCCAACCCUUUUGAUUGCGAGGAUGAAGAAUGCGUGGAGUGCUUCCCACAGUUCUUCCCUGCUACAACAAUGAUCAGCAACUCCGUUGCUCAAGAGAAGAUGUCCUCUUUGACAGAGACCAUACAAGAGAACACAGCAUUCCUCCGCGGUGCGCUUGCUGCUCAUGCCGACUUCAUCGUCACCAGAUGGCGCAAGAAGUCGCGUGACAAGCGAUUUGCCUUCUUGGAGGAACACAGCGCUCUCUAUCCCAAGAAGUGGGCAGCUGUUCAUCUUCUCAAUGCGGUCAACUACCCUCAUAGCAAAGAAGAGCACGUCUACUGGGUUGGACCCGGUCGAGAUAUCAUCGCGAAGAACAUGCAAACUGGCGAGGUGAAGCGUGUUCGUAGGACNCCCCACCCCAGAGACCCCGAGGGAGUUAUCAACAGAUUUCGAGACACAUGGUUCUUGCCGUACCUUGACGCAGAGAUGUUGUCCGAAGACCCCAUGCUCCUUCUGGCGUUGCUGCACCACCGCACCUUUAACGAACCUGAGAAAUGGAUUACCUUUGACAGCUCCAAUGUCGUUCUCGCCGAAUGCUUUGGGCCCAUCGAUCAUGUAUUCAACGCUCAGUGUGUUGUUGUGCAAAGCCCCGAUUAUGGCAAGCUGGGCAAGUGGAAUGCUCAGCAGAUGCAUCGCAGAGAGAUCAUGGGUUUCACAAAGGCGUACUUUGUCUUCGCGGCUCAAUCUCGCAUGAUGGCAAUGUUGACUAGGCUUGUGUCAGGACUCUUGGCUGAGGCUAACGAACCACCCGUCUACGAGAUCCAUCCCAAGUGGUCACAGUUAAUCAGUACAGACUUCUCCAGGUUCGGCACUACCUCUGGCUGGUCCACUGACUCUGUUAAGCCUUUCUCCGCUCCACCUUCUUUCGAUCCCGUCGAAAUCAUGGAGCUUAUCGCCUCUCGCCAUCGCGCCGUCAGAGACGAGGUCGAACUCCUCCAGACAGGCCCUGCGUAUGUCCAGUUCCAUGCUCGUGAAUUAGCCUCAUCCCACUUCUUCGAGACCUGGUCCGGUUCUGACAGAUGGCCAUACUUCGUCGACCAGCUCUUCUGUAUUCCACUUCGCAGGGAGAUGUACUGGCGUCAAUUGAACAAUGAGAGCAAGCGUAUGGGAGAAUGGCUCAAGGCAGUUCAAGACUCUCCAUCCGACCCAGAAGCCAGAGCUGAGUUUGAACAUAUGCUCUAUACGGUCUGGGAUCUUUGCCUGGAAACUUUCGCCGUCUUUGAGAACAACGUCGAAUCAAGUCUUCUCUACCAGCGUGGCUUCGAGAAGAAUCUCGAUAUCCAAGGUGACGGGAAGGAUAACAAAUUCAAUCGCAAGUUUAGCUUGGACGAUUACUUCCCUAACGACAUGCUAUAUUGGGCUGUGAGUUCCUUGGGCUACGACAAGUACCGGUCUCUGAGCAUGGACCCCUCGCUCAACUUUGCCAUUAUCGAUCAUUUGUGUCGUAUCGACCGUAAGGAAGCAGCUCGUAUCAGCCAGAGCUUGCUUGUCCAGCUGAGCGACAUGGCUAUCUUGUUCGAAAUGAUGUCCUCUAUCAACUUGAGACCUUUCCGUGAUGUUCGUACUACCCGAAAGCAUGCAAAGAUACUCAUGCAAGAAGAACACCGCGAUGAGUUCAUCAAGAAGAUCAACGCACCUUUUGGAGACAAUGAAAUUGGCGAUAAGCUUGGAGAGUUCCUUGAGCGUGCUUGCACCCAGUAUCCUUGGCCUCGUGGAAGGAAAAGCGAGGAAUGGCUCCAGGAAGCUGACGCCUCUCAAAAGGCUUUGGACGUGUUUUGGUCCGAGAUGCGUAAUAUCUGGGCACGCAGGCUUCGUGAAGAGGGCGGAGUUGCUGAGCGCUAUGUAAGUACAUUGACAGUACAUCGUCUGUGUCUUGGAAGUUUCACUGAUUGUUGUCUCGCCAUANNGAUCAAGGAAGACCUCGAUGGGCUCAUGAGCUUCUCCCAAGGAGAGAAGCAUCUGGAAGAGCUAUUAGCCCAGAGAGAAUACGUCCUUCGCCAGAUUGCGCGUGCUAACAAGCAGACUAUCGAUGUCAACGCCACACCUCAGACUGUCUGGGGCGAGGACACUGGCAGUCCAUCCUCUAUCACACCUGUCUUCCGAAAGAACAGAACAAGGUCUCCACCAUCAUCUGGUCGAGGUACCGAGUCGCCUACGCCAGCUAUCGAGGCUCCAGUAGCUCCCUUGCCACAGCCCAAACCAGUCAGGAUCGCUAUCAAACGCGACAAUAUUGCCAUCUUUAAAGCCAUGUACCCAGAGAAUGGNGAAGACUCUGCCCGCAGCUUCGCCUGGCAACACUUCCUCGCUGCCAUGACCGAUGCUGGCUUCAGCAUUCUGCAGAGUCAAGGUAGUGCUGUCACUCUCAAGCUUGAGAAGAGUAAGGGUAUCAACACAAUCGUUGUUCAUCGUCCUCAUCCCGUUGCCACUAUCAACCCCAUCAUGUUGAGAAGCAUCGCCAAGAGAAUCACCAAAUGGUUCGGUUGGCACAGGGAAACCUUUGUCGAGCGCGAAGAAGUAGGAUGCAGUGGUGGACUGGAGAGAGUGAUCUUGUGUUAG